AGGACAGGCGCAUUACAGUGAAAAAGACAUCUCUUUGCCUCCCCCCUGUCUUUUCUUCUUGGUGCCAUUGCAGUUAUUUAUUUAUUUAUUUUGUUUUAUUUUUUUCAGUUUUAAACAAGUUUGUCCUAAUAUCUGCAGAAAUUUGGAAAUUUAAAUUCCCUCUUUAGACUUCUUGGUCAUGACUCAAAACUCACAAAUUGGGUACCGUGGACGUAGACGCCCGUCGCGCCUGCAGCAAGUGCGAGGACUGGUGCUACCUGUCUGAUCGGAUGUCCCGAUGAGAGAUCCCGUUGACACAGCGGCUCCCAUGGCUUAUCACCCUUUCAGUGUCCAUCGACCGGGUGCCUUGUCAUUGUCCGCCUUCCUUACCACCCCUCAGCCUUCGCUUUUCCCUGAGCUGACUUUCCCCGACGUCGCCGCCCUCUCGGAGCCUCUGUCGGAGCAGGCUGCCUUGGACGCGGGACUGCACGCGGCUUUGGGACGCCAGACUCGGUCGGUCCGCCCGGACUCUUUGAAGAACCUGCAGCCAGAGCAAUGGUGCGAGGAUGACCCGAAAGUUACCCUGGAAUCAAAGAAUCUAUGGAACGAAUUUCACAAAAUGGGAACUGAGAUGGUUAUCACAAAAUCAGGAAGGAGGAUGUUUCCGCCUUUCAAAGUGCGAGUGGACGGCCUGGAUGAGACAGCAAAGUACAUCCUGCUGAUGGACAUUGUCGCGGUUGACGACUGCCGCUACAAGUUUCACAACUCCCGCUGGAUGGUGGCUGGAAAAGCUGACCCGGAGAUGCCAAAGCGCAUGUACAUCCACCCAGACAGUCCGUCCAAGGGAGAGCAGUGGAUGAGCAAGCCAGUAGGCUUUCACAAGCUCAAGCUCACCAAUAAUAUUUCGGAUAAACAUGGAUUUACAAUUUUGAAUUCCAUGCACAAGUACCAGCCCAGGUUUCAUAUUGUGAGAGCCAACGACAUAAUGAAGCUUCCGUACAGCACCUUCCGCACUUAUGUUUUCCCAGAGACGGAGUUCAUCGCUGUCACUGCUUAUCAGAAUGAAAAGAUCACGCAGCUAAAAAUUGACAACAACCCAUUUGCCAAAGGAUUCAGAGACACAGGAAAUGGAAGACGAGAAAAAAGGAAUAAACUGUCAAACACUUCUACGCUGCACGAGAACCAAAGCAAAGCGGACCAGGACUGCGCUGAUUCUGACGACUCGUGUGAACAACCCAGUACAAGUGAAUCUUUUUAUUCACCCCUGGAACUGGUGAGCAGCCCGCUGAUGUCCACACCGACCUGUCAAGAUGACAACACUAUUGGAAGUGAUUCAGAUAUCGAUCUACAAGAGGAUGCCAUUGCCAUAGCCGGUCGUUCCAGGACUGAACAGACUUUGAGUCUGAAAGGUGAGGCAAUACUGCGGGCCAAGUCUGAUGUCAGAGAGAGCGACAACAAACAAGGUGCACCAACUGAAAGAACAAUAUAUUUAUCUCCAGAGGAUAGGUUCUCUAUGGAGAUGGACUGCUCAGAGAAGCACAUGGAUGGAAUAAAAGAUGGCCCCGUGCUGCUGCCAUCUCAGCGGUCAUCGUCCCUCAGUUCUGGUCAACGUCAGCCUUUGGAUUUCUCAAGCGCUUACGGUCAACCAUUUCUUAAGCUCGGGGCACCUUUGUUGUUUGAUCCUGGACAGCUGUCGAUGAGCCCAGAGGCUUCGUCCGUCAUGGGUAUGGGACACGUAUUUUCCUCUUUGCCUGGAGUAAACCACUUAGGAAAUGGAGGCCUAUCGUCUCGAAGCGUCACAUCUUCAUCGCCCUUCAUGUUUCGCCUGUCUCAGAACAUGCUGGCAUCUCAGGGAGUCUCACUGUCACCUUUCGGAGGAUUGUUCUCUUAUCCAUACCGCUACAUGGCGUCUCCAGGUGCAGUUGCUCCAGCUCUCCCCUCCUGCCGCGCAACCUCCACGCUCAACAGAAACCAUAGACACAGCAACUCCCAGCCUUGGUUGCAUUUCAGCCCUUACCAGGUCCCAGCAUCUGUUACCUCCAGACAAACUGUGCUAGCAAACAGAUUAAUGGGGAGGUCGCAGGCCCACUCUCAGCUGUCCAAAUCUGGGAGCAGAGAAUCAAGUCCCUUGUCUGACAAUCACGGUUGCAAAAUGAAGACCAAGAAGCAGACUGUUCCACUCAAAAGUAUACCUGAGGGUUCCACUGAUGAACUGCAAAAUGUGCGUAAUCCUACAGGGGGACUAGAUGAAUCACUUCCUCAACAAUAGACUCUACUGUACAUUGUUUUUAUUUAGGAAGUUGCACAAAACUAUCACGAAUAUUUAACUUGCCAUUAUUUGAACUUAAACCUGCCUAAUAAACACUGAUUUGGUCAGACUUAACACCAGAGUUACAUGGACAUAGACUUACGUUAGACCCUGACUACAUACUGAAAUAGGGUCAUUAAACAACUAGAAACCGUGCCUGCACAUAAUAAAAUGUGUAGGCAAUUCUUCAACUAAACCUAGCCCAAUUUGAUCUAUAGAUACCUGAGCGCACACCAAAUCAGUGUUUACUUACUUUGUUCUUAGUCCUGUAUGUGCUAAAUGAGCUAUGCAAAACUUAAGGCCCAAAGUGGAACUCUCUAUAGGACAAUGAUGAUGUGCUUUAAACAUAGUUAAAACACUUUUUUUUCUUUUUUUUUUUUACUGCUUUAUUCUGUACAGUUGUGGAAAUAUUUUGCUUCUAUUAUUUUGAUUUUAGUUUUAACUUACUUUAAAUGUGACUAUUGAAGCCUUCUGAGACUCAACGCUGUUACUGAUGACUAUUAAACCUGCCAAUGAGAUGCUAGGUGAGUGUUUACCCCCCGUGUGCCGUUUUCACAUUUUGACAUACCAAAGUUGCACAGAAAAAACUCAGGAUAUAUAUAUAUACAUAUAUAUGUCUAUAUAUAUGUAUAUAUAUAUAUUUCCCCCUGCACUUAUGAGAUCUGUCUAAAUGUAAGCUGACAAGUGUUCAGUAAUAAAAUGAUUGCUUUUGUGUUCCACAAUUUAAAUAAAGAUGCUGUUCACAUGC
This is a messenger RNA of Mugil cephalus (flathead mullet), 3035 nucleotides long. RefSeq names its product T-box transcription factor TBX3-like. The transcript has 7 exons. Lineage: Eukaryota; Metazoa; Chordata; Actinopteri; Mugiliformes; Mugilidae. Gene Ontology annotation, molecular function: DNA-binding transcription factor activity, RNA polymerase II-specific; RNA polymerase II cis-regulatory region sequence-specific DNA binding. Gene Ontology annotation, cellular component: nucleus. Bases 278 to 2248 code for a protein of 656 amino acids. The record is from RefSeq and is a predicted model, not a curated record. Gene Ontology annotation, biological process: positive regulation of DNA-templated transcription; cell fate specification; regulation of transcription by RNA polymerase II.